AUGUCGUUCACGACGCUCGCGAGGCGGAGAGCACAGCGGACACUCACUACCUGCAGAUGCCGAGCACGUCGCUGGCAGUCGUCCACCGCGAGCACCGAUGUCGGCGCUGCUCAGGCCUCCGUGUCGACGCCGCCAGCCGGCGGCCAUUCGCCAUCAAUUGCCACCUCCCCGCUACUCAAGCACACACGCGAUCAAGCGUUACGAACUCCAGGACUGCAAUGGCACGAUGAUGACCCGGGUGAUCCCUUCACAGGACGGGAGACGCGGAAGAUGAACAUGUACCAGGCAGUUCGCGAUGCAAUGAGCAUUGCGCUUACCAAAGAUGAUACUGCUGUUGUCUUUGGCGAGGAUGUUGCCUUCGGCGGCGUGUUCAGGUGUACAAUGGGUCUCGCUGAAGAGUUCGGUCGCGAACGGGUGUUCAAUACGCCCCUUACCGAGCAGGGCAUCGCUGGCUUCGCGAUCGGCCUCGCAGCUAUGGGUCACACCGCGAUAGCAGAAAUACAGUUCGCUGACUACAUCUUCCCCGCUUUCGAUCAGCUAGUCAACGAGGCCGCCAAGUAUCGCUACCGCUCUGGAGGGCAGUUCAACGUCGGUGGUUUAACGGUGCGCUGCCCCACGAUGUCCGUUGGCCAUGGAGGGCUCUACCAUUCUCAAUCCCCGGAGGGCUUCUUCAUGGGCGCGUCGGGACUCAAAGUGGUCAUUCCACGCUCGCCCCUGCAGUCCAAGGGCCUCUUACUCUCGUCCAUUCGUGACCCAAAUCCGGUAAUCUUCAUGGAGCCCAAGAUUCUUUAUCGGUCGUCGGUGGAACAGGUCCCAAUCGACGACUUCAUGCUUCCGCUCUCAACAGCAGAGACACUGGUGCGGGGUUCUGACCUCACUGUGCUCUCUUGGGGUACUCCAGUCUACACCUGUCAUAAUGCACUCUCGAUGCUUGCGGAUCCACCGGAGUCGAUAUCGUCACAUGUCCCUGCCUCUCUACGCUCCGCUAGCGUCGAACUCAUUGACCUUCGUACAAUACUCCCCUGGGAUGUUGACACCGUCGUCGCCAGCGUAAACCGGACAGGUCGGUUGGUCAUCGUUCACGAGGCAGGCCCGACGGCCGGUGUCGGUGCCGAGAUUGCAGCCGAGGUUCAGAAACGAUGCUUCCUUAAAUUGAGCGCACCUGUGCGAAGGGUGACGGGAUGGGACACACCGGUAGGGCUUCAGUAUGAGAAGUUUUAUGUACCGGACGCCCUCAGGAUCAUGGACGCCUUGAUGGAGACAUUGAACUACUAG
Messenger RNA from Punctularia strigosozonata HHB-11173 SS5, 1275 nucleotides. Its product is annotated as pyruvate dehydrogenase. The record is from RefSeq and is a predicted model, not a curated record. Gene Ontology annotation, molecular function: catalytic activity. Gene Ontology annotation, biological process: branched-chain amino acid catabolic process; response to nutrient. Bases 1 to 1275 code for a protein of 424 amino acids. The transcript has 5 exons. Lineage: Eukaryota; Fungi; Basidiomycota; Agaricomycetes; Corticiales; Punctulariaceae.